UGAGCCACCGCGCCCGGCCACGAGAAUGUUUUCAUUUCGUUUAAAGUGAACUCGUAAAGUCAAAUAAAGUGUUUUGAUUUUUUUCUCACAUCAGGAGGGGAAAAUGAGAUUUUUAGGGCCUACAAAAUCCAUUAACUUCUUUUAAUCUUUUUUUAAUGGAGGAAAGGGCCCACGAAAUCUUUAAUGGGGCCCUGCCAUAGGGAGAACCAUUGAAUCAUUUAUCACGUGACAAAGUGAACGAGGGCAUGUAAAGGGGCCCUAACCUAGAAAGCUCAGCACGGAACAGAACAUCCACCGAGGGAGACACAGCGAGAGGCCGAUCUGUGAGAGGUGUAAACAAUAUCCAGCUGGUGGCUACAGUUCUGCCUCUGGUUUUGCUGCCAUGCAUCCUGGGCGAACUACUGGUAAAGGGCCCUCCACUCACACUCAGAUUGACCAGCAACCUCCACGGCUUCUCAUUGUGCACAUUGCUCUACCGUCCUGGGGUGACAUCUGCGCCAACCUCUGUGAGGCUCUGCAGAACUUCUUCUCUCUAGCCUGCAGUUUGAUGGGCCCUAGCCGCAUGUCCCUGUUCAGUUUAUACAUGGUACAAGAUCAGCAUGAGUGCAUCCUCCCUUUUGUGCAAGUGAAAGGGAACUUUCCUAGGUUGCAGACCUGCAUUUCGGAGCUCCGCAUGUUACAGAGAGAAGGCUGUUUCAGAUCACAAGGCGCUUCUCUGCGGCUGGCAGUAGAGGAUGGGCUCCAGCAAUUCAAACAAUACAGCACACAUGUGACCACAAGGGCAGCUCUGACCUAUACCUCCCUGGAGAUUACCAUUCUGACUUCUCAGCCUGGAAAAGAGGUGGUCAAACAAUUGGAGGAAGGGUUGAAAGAUACAGACCUAGCCAGAGUCAGGAGGCUUCAGGUCGUUGAGGUCACAAAGGGAAUCCUAGAGCAUGUGGACUCAGUGUCUCCUGUUGAGGAUCCCAGCAAUGAUGAGAGUUCUAUUCUGGGAACUGACAUUGACCUUCAGACUAUAGACAAUGAUAUUGUCAGCAUGGAGAUUUUCUUCAAAGCCUGGCUACAUAACGGUGGAACAGACCAAGAACAAAUCCAUCUUCUUCUUUCUUCACAGUGUUUCAGCAACAUUUCCAGACCCAGAGAUAAUCCAAUGUGUCUGAAAUGUGAUCUCCAAGAGCGACUGCUCAGCCCAUCCCUACUCCCUGGCACAGCUGACGGCUCCUUGAGAAUGGAUGACCCCAAAGGAGACUUCAUCACACUCUAUCAGAUGGCUUCCCAGUCAUCGACCUCUCAUUACGAGCUCCAAGUGAUCAAGGCUUUAAAAUCUAGCGGGCUCUGUGAGUCAUUGACAUAUGGACUCCCAUUCAUCCUCAGACCUACAAGCUGUUGGCAGCUGGACUGGGAUGAGCUAGAGACAAAUCAGCAACAUUUCCAUGCUUUGUGUCACAGCCUGCUGAAAAGAGAAUGGCUGCUGUUAGCCAAGGGGGAACCACUGGGCCCAGGACACAGCCAGAGAAUUCCUGCCAGCACCUUCUAUGUGAUCAUGCCAUCACGCUCCCUCACACUGCUGGUGAAGGCGGUGGCCACACGGGAACUGAUGCUUCCCAGCACCUUCCCCCUGCUACCUGAGGACCCACGUGAUGACAGUCUUAAGAAUGUGGAGAGCAUGCUGGAUAGCCUGGAGCUGGAGCCCACCUACAACCCCUUGCAGGUUCAGAGCCACCUGUACUCACACCUGAGCAACAUCUAUGCCAAGCCUCAGGGGCGGCUCCACCCACACUGGGAGAGCCGAGCCCCGAGAAAGCAUCCCUGCAAGGUACGUGUUUGCUCAUUUAUAGAUGAGGAAAGGAGGCUGACCAAGACUGGGCAGUUGCAGACCAACCGAGCUCGAGCCACUGUGGCCCCCCUGCCUAUAACUCCUGUCCCAGGCAGAGCCUCCAAGAUGCCAGCAGUCAGCAAAUCUUCCUCAGAUGCCUUCUUUCUGCCUUCAGAGUGGGAGGAAGAUCCCUCAGGGCCCUAAGUCACCAGCACCAGAGCCCAGCUGCCCAGCUUAACUACAUCCAUGCUCAGGUUCACAUAAUGGCUAUCUGUGUGUGGUCAGACCUGCUUUCUAUCCACCUGAGCCUCUGUGAGUGAGGGCUGACUGGGAAACAACAGCCUUCCCCUCCUCUGUUUCGCUGCUGUCCCACUCCUCAAGUCGGGAAGCGACACACCCGAGCCUGUCCCUUCUCCAGCAAGGACUCUCAUUUUCUUUUGAAUCAUUUGAUACUGUUUACACAGGUGAAGAUUAAACACCCAGUAAGCUUCCACCAUUGUUAGGAGCAUUCCUAACCCAGAAUUUCUUCUUGUAGCUCUGUGUAAGCAGGUGGAUGAGGUCAGAUCACCUUUGGUAAACAGGACCUCAGGAACAAGGAUGAGGUUUUCAAAGCUCAUAAAAAACAAGUAGAAUUGAAAUCCAGGCCUCAUUGCAGAGCCUGUGCCCUUCCCGCUACACCACCAGGCGUAAGCCUCCAAAAAGACAAGUGCUUGGUACCUACAUGCAAAGUGUGUGUGUUGUGGGGUGGGAGGGCUGCCAUACAGCCCAGAACAGGGGAGAGGAUGGUAUAAAAAAGACCUACUCCUUUCCUGUUACUCUCUCCCUACAUGUACCAACCUUCCUGUUGCUCCCUCCAUCCACAGAAUAAUAGCUACCAUUUAUAAAAUGUUUACUCUGGGCUGGGAGCAGUGGCUCACACCUUUUAUCCCAACACUUUGAGAGACUGAGGUGGGAUGAUCACUUGGGGCCAGCAGUUCGAGACCAACCUGAGCAACACAGUGAGACCCCCAUCUCUACAUAAAAAAUAUUUUUAAAAAACCACUCUGUGCUUCAGAUUACACUAUAUACUUAUAAUGUAUCUAAUUUCAUACAAAAAGCCCUGUGAGGUAGGGCCCAUUAUAGCUUUCCCAUUUUACAGAGGGACACAGAGGAAACUGAGGGUUGCAGAUGUUAUACAACUCACCCAGGGCCACAGAGCUCAUGUCUAGCCCAGGGCAGCCUGACUUGACUCCCCAGGCACUGAACCGCCACACUCCUGUUGUUCCCUUCCUGGACGCCUUUCCGUGACUCUCAACACAUUCCUUGUUGUCCUCUUGAUCCCCACCACACCCAACCCAACCACUGUGUCCCCUCUUUUUCUGUUCACACACAUAAACUUCUUAAACCCAA
Molecule: messenger RNA, 3205 nt
Organism: Macaca mulatta (Rhesus monkey)
Lineage: Eukaryota; Metazoa; Chordata; Mammalia; Primates; Cercopithecidae
Source: RefSeq, a predicted model, not a curated record